Molecule: messenger RNA, 5820 nt
Organism: Nylanderia fulva
Lineage: Eukaryota; Metazoa; Arthropoda; Insecta; Hymenoptera; Formicidae
Gene: SERCA
Product: ATPase sarcoplasmic/endoplasmic reticulum Ca2+ transporting SERCA
Biological process (GO): calcium ion transport
Cellular component (GO): membrane
Molecular function (GO): P-type calcium transporter activity; ATP hydrolysis activity; ATP binding
Source: RefSeq, a predicted model, not a curated record
UUUCGCGGCUCCUCGGCGCUUCGUUUUGUCAGCAGCGCAGACGUUGCCCCCUUUUGAAUGUUUGUUUGUUCCGCUUCCCUCUUUUACCGUCGCGUACACGACUCUCCUACGACGUCGUAGAAGGGCCCAGUCGAGAGCGGCACGUCGACGAACGACGAUGCGCAUCGAGGAGUAAAAGUGAGCAUCGAAAGAGAAAACAGGAAAAAAAACGAAAGAGAGAGAGAAAGGGAGAGUAAGGUUUAACGGGGGUGGUCCACCCCCUCCCCCGCGACACGUCCGAGUGAAACUUUUUCAAGACUUGAAGAAAUUAAUUUCUGAGACUGUUAGUGUGAAUGAACGUAUACAAUCACUGAGAGGAUAACAUUAGUGAAGCAUCUACGAAGCAGUAACCAUGGAAGACGCCCAUUGUAAAACUGUGGAAGAAGUAGUAAAUUACUUCAGUGUUGAUGCUGACCAUGGACUGUCUCCGGAUCAAGUCAAGAGAAACCAGGAGAAAUAUGGUCUCAAUGAAUUGCCAGCUGAGGAAGGAAAAUCCAUCUGGCAACUCGUUCUGGAACAGUUCGAUGAUCUUCUAGUUAAGAUUCUUCUAUUAGCCGCUAUUAUUUCUUUUGUAUUAGCCUUAUUUGAAGAGCACGAGGAUGCGUUCACGGCCUUCGUCGAACCCUUCGUUAUCCUGCUCAUUCUCAUCGCUAAUGCCGUAGUCGGUGUCUGGCAGGAACGGAACGCCGAGUCUGCGAUAGAGGCGCUCAAGGAGUACGAGCCUGAGAUGGGUAAGGUCGUACGAGGGGACAAAUCCGGCGUCCAGAAGAUCCGGGCCAAGGAAAUCGUGCCCGGCGACAUCGUCGAGGUGUCGGUCGGCGACAAGAUCCCGGCGGAUAUCCGUCUCAGCAAGAUCUUCUCGACCACCCUGAGGAUUGAUCAGUCUAUCCUGACCGGCGAGUCGGUGUCCGUCAUCAAGCACACCGAUCCCGUGCCCGACCCACGCGCUGUCAACCAGGACAAGAAGAACAUCCUGUUCUCCGGUACCAACGUUGCCGCUGGCAAGGCCCGCGGAAUCGUCAUUGGAACCGGUUUGAACACGGCCAUCGGUAAGAUUCGUACGGAGAUGUCGGAGACCGAGGAGAUCAAGACGCCGUUGCAGCAGAAAUUGGACGAGUUCGGCGAGCAGUUGUCGAAGGUCAUCUCCGUGAUCUGCGUCGCCGUAUGGGCCAUCAAUAUCGGUCACUUUAACGAUCCGGCUCACGGUGGAUCCUGGAUCAAGGGCGCCAUCUACUACUUCAAGAUCGCCGUCGCUCUCGCCGUAGCCGCUAUUCCCGAGGGUUUGCCCGCUGUAAUCACGACUUGCUUGGCUCUGGGUACUAGGCGUAUGGCGAAGAAGAACGCCAUUGUACGAUCCUUGCCGUCCGUAGAAACUUUGGGUUGCACGUCCGUCAUCUGCUCCGAUAAAACUGGCACUCUGACGACUAACCAGAUGUCCGUUAGCCGAAUGUUUAUCUUUGACAAGAUCGACGGUAACGACAGCAGCUUCCACGAAUUCGAGAUCACUGGCUCGACUUACGAACCCAUCGGCGAAAUCUUCUUGAGAGGACAAAAGAUUAGGGGACAGGAUUACGAGACCUUGCACGAGAUCGGUACUAUCUGUAUCAUGUGCAACGACUCUGCUAUUGACUUCAACGAAUUCAAACAGGCAUUCGAGAAGGUUGGCGAGGCCACGGAAACCGCGUUGAUCGUUCUCGCCGAGAAAAUCAAUCCGUUCGGCGUGCCGAAGACUGGCCUGGAUCGCCGAACCACCGCCAUUGUCGUCAGGCAAGAUAUGGAGACAAAAUGGAAGAAGGAAUUUACAUUGGAAUUCUCGCGUGAUCGCAAGUCUAUGUCGUCGUAUUGCGUGCCUCUGAAGCCAACGAAACUGGGAACCGGUCCGAAACUGUUCGUCAAGGGUGCGCCGGAGGGUGUCUUGGACAGGUGCACGCACUGCCGCGUCGGUGGCCAGAAGGUCCCGCUCACCUCGACUCUGAAGAAUCGCAUCCUGGAUCUGACCCGACAAUACGGAACCGGUAGGGACACGCUGCGUUGUCUCGCACUCGCCACUGCCGAUCAUCCGAUGAAGCCCGACGACAUGGAUCUCGGCGAUUCCACCAAGUUCUACACGUACGAGAAGGAUCUCACGUUCGUCGGCGUAGUAGGCAUGCUUGAUCCGCCUCGCAAGGAAGUACUCGACUCGAUUGCUAGGUGCCGCGCCGCCGGCAUCCGCGUAAUCGUCAUCACCGGCGACAACAAGGCCACCGCUGAAGCUAUUUGCCGACGUAUCGGAGUCUUUGGCGAGGAUGAGGACACCACUGGUAAAUCGUACUCCGGACGUGAAUUUGAUGAUUUGCCCAUGGCGGAGCAGAAGGCCGCUUGCGCCCGAGCUCGUCUCUUCUCUCGCGUAGAACCGUCUCACAAGUCCAAGAUUGUUGAGUUCUUACAAAGCAUGAACGAGAUCUCUGCCAUGACUGGUGAUGGUGUAAAUGACGCUCCCGCUUUGAAGAAAGCCGAGAUUGGUAUCGCCAUGGGUUCUGGCACUGCGGUCGCGAAAUCUGCUUCGGAGAUGGUGUUGGCAGAUGACAAUUUCUCCUCUAUUGUAGCCGCCGUAGAAGAGGGUCGUGCUAUCUACAAUAACAUGAAACAAUUUAUUCGUUAUCUCAUUUCUUCCAAUAUCGGCGAGGUGGUCAGUAUAUUCUUGACCGCUGCCCUUGGUCUUCCCGAAGCUCUUAUCCCGGUCCAACUUUUGUGGGUCAACCUGGUUACUGAUGGUCUUCCAGCUACCGCUCUCGGCUUUAAUCCACCUGACUUAGACAUUAUGAGCAAACCCCCUCGCAAGGCCGGUGAAUCAUUGAUUUCCGGAUGGCUGUUUUUCCGCUAUUUGGCUAUUGGUGGAUACGUAGGUGCUGCCACUGUCGGCUCAGCUGCUUGGUGGUUCAUGUACAGUCCGAACGGUCCUCAAUUGUCCUAUUAUCAAGUGACUCAUCACUUGGCGUGCCUUGGUGGCGGAGAUGAAUUCAAAGGCAUCAACUGCAAGAUCUUCUCUGAUCCUCAUCCCAUGACUAUGGCUCUCUCUGUGUUGGUCACUAUUGAAAUGUUAAACGCCAUGAACAGCUUGUCUGAGAAUCAGUCGCUCAUCAGUAUGCCGCCUUGGUCCAAUUUGUGGCUCAUCGCCUCCAUGGCUCUUUCCUUCACACUCCAUUUCGUCAUCCUGUACGUCGAGGUUCUUUCGGCCGUAUUCCAAGUUACCCCGCUAACGAGUGAAGAAUGGCUUACCGUUAUGAAGUUCUCCAUUCCAGUGGUACUUCUCGACGAAACCUUGAAGUUCAUUGCCAGAAAGAUCACAGACGUAAAUGAGGUGGUCGUCGACAAGUGGACCCAUUAAAUGAGUGGGUCGUCGACAGGCAUGAAUCCCACACACACCGCCGCCAUCGUAAGCCGCCACCGAGCGCGCGCAAAAAAAAAAAAGAACAAGCUCAGCCCGAAUGAAAAAAAAAAAAAAAGAAAGAAAAAAUAACCAGACAAAAGCACAGACAAACGGACGACACAACUGGCGCGCUUGCGUUUGUGCAAGUAUAUCGCAUUAGAGCAGCAUCGCUAUAAUAACAAGAGAAAGAAGCAGCAGCAGCAACGUACUCGAUAACCAACACUUAGCUAUCUGUCGCGACCUUCCGCAGCCAAUUCGGGGACAUCCCGAUCGAUCGAAAGCUGCGCCCGCCUCGCUGCUUUCUUCUUCUUCUUCUUUUCUCUUUUUUUUUUUUUCAUUUCAAUUUCUUUUCCUUUCUCCCUUUUCCGCAAGAUCGCUCGCCCCGAGUUCGUCGUCCAGCGAUGGCGAACGCGAAGCGAACGAGAACCGGCUUGGGGAAAAAACUCUUCGUCUCUUCGGUGUCUAGAGCCGCAUUAACGUUCUUAACUCAACGACUGUGCCUUCUUAGAGCCGGUUGCGCCAACGUCGAUUAAAGCUAAUCUCGGUCGAGGUACCCUGGGAAAUUUUGAAGAUAGAGAUCUGAGAGAAUUGGGUAAAAAAUGAUGGAGUUAACAGAGGGAUUCUCUGUUUAUGUUAAUUACGAUAUAUUCCUUUUCUUUGUCGGAUGAAACGCGAGUGAAAGAUUAGCUGACUCAAAGUCGUCGGUGCAACUCAGCCUUAGUUUCCUAUCCGAGCGAGGAACGAGAAUGUGAUAUAGCUGAUUGUGAGAAAGUAGAGGAGCGCUGCCUUGUACUCCUUUGACCUUUCGCUCCGCGAAGACGUGUUAAUGCAUAUAAUGCAACCCUUAACACAAUCCUCCCUUCCUCUGUUCGAAUAACUGUCGAUCGAUCGCUUGAUAAUCCCGAGACGACGACGACGACUUAUCCGAAAUCUUGGAGCGAGAUCCUUAAAGUCGUGUCUCUUCAGUGAAAUAAUAAUCCGAUUUGCUCGAAGCCUUAUUAAUGUAGAGAUGAAUAGCAUCGAUUUAAUCCCACAAAUCUUGUUAUUCUUCUUUUAGAUGCGUUUUUUUUCUCGCCAUUUUGCGCUUGCUUUCGCGUCGCUUUAUUAACGCGUUUUUUCUAUUUUUUCUCUCCGUGUUUCAUUUUUUUUUUUUUUUAUUUUGACAAUCUCGCUGGACGAUACAUCUCUCCCCCUAAAUUCGGCGGUCGUGUGUCCUCGAUUAUGCAAACAAAUAAAGGGCGAUCUACAUUUUUUUAAUCUAUUACAGCAAUCUUUGCCCCCUGAUAACACAAAAGUGGAAAGUCAGUUUUCGUUCCGUUCGUAAAAUUCUUCUGACGUAACAAGUCGUCUGAUACGAGUCCUCCUGUAUAAACUAACAUCUUUAACAAAAAAAGUCAAAGGAGAUACUCUCCAAGAAAAACACGAAUGCGGCCACCCAUCCCUUAUCAGGACUCCUUUUCUUCCUUCUUUAGCCUUCGAGACGCCGAUAAAUCCGCGUUACAGAUUAGCUGUCUGAAAAAAUACACAGUCUCUCUCCCCGGUCAGCCACGAAAACGACGGAAUGAUCCUUCGUAGCUUGAAACGUUCGGUUCGACGACGAGAAAAAGACCACCACCCGUACCUGGAACGCUCAAUGAUGCCACAGUCCGUCCGCGCGCGCUCGUGUUUAUCCAGCGAGAUAAAGAGAGAGAGAGAGAGAGAGAGGGAGAGAAAGAAAGGGAGAAUCUCGACACUCCUGUAUAUUCAUCAGAACGAAGGAACCUACUCGCACGCACCGUUCUGGAUCUCCACGGACCCCGCAUCGCUGCGUGCAUUCGCGGUCACGUGACGCCAGAUGCUGGGGAUAGAUAUAGGGAGAACGAAUGUCGACCGGGAAGAGCUGGCUGGUCAGUCGCUUCUCGGAACGGAUCGACGGAGGGGAUCGAGAGUGGUGACUCCGAACAGAACGACCUGGUUUCGAGCAGUGACGUCACUUUCGCGACUGGAGGCCGAAUCGCGUUUCGCUCUGCUGCCGCAGGAUUUUAGGAUGCUAUCCUAGGAUCGCAAACGGGUCCUGUGUCGGCAUCGCUGAGAAAAAAAAAUUAUUUCCCUCUCACGAGCCGUUCCGCAACUUGAUGACGAACCCUCAGUCUGAGCACUUUCACUUUUCGAAAAAAAUCCGCGAGAGGGAAGCAGGAUCGCGGCAAGAUGCCGGCUCGUGCGGGAAGGUUCGCCUCCGGAUACGCACGAAACUUACGUCACCGGGGAGUCCAGUAUAAAAAAAAUCCCGAGUUAAGUAUAAAUUAUUGUAAAUAUAUCCGUCGCGCACGCGCGGCGAUAUAACGGAGGAGAAACUAUACUAUUAAAGAGAAAAAUAUAUAUAGUUAUACAUA